AACGGCACAAAGGACAGACAGUUGUAGGUAAGGCAGUGUAAAGGCUCAUGUAGUCAUAGAAGAAGGAGGGUAAUUUAACUACAUAAUUGGUAAAAAGCUGAAAUAGAGUAUACAAUGUCACAUGGACAUAGACAAAUUUCAAGAAAAUGUAAACAGGAAAAGUCAGAACAUGUUACAUCGAGUUUAGCAACUUGAUGAAUCCAAUCACACAUUGGACAUGACGGUCUUGCAACGACAAAUGUGUGCCACGCCCACGCCACGAUCAAAAAUGUGUCGAGAAGAAAACUUGUUGAAAGGAAGAUGGGGAGGAAGAAAUACCAUCGUAAAAAUACCCUUUACAUCCUCAGGGGUUUACCUGGCACAAAAAGAUCACGCAAAGCAAGAAACAUUCAGGAUAAGUGUGGAGGAAAAAUCAUCCGUGCUACCGAUUAUUUCCGCGAUUAUCAUGGCUUCAUUGGUCCUAAACAACGUAACGACUCACACAUAUGGGCACGGUGGAGAGCUCUACAAGCCAUGGACCAAGGGGUGGACCCAAUCAUCAUUGACAAUACCAACGUGUCGCUCUGGGAGAUGUAUCCAUAUGUCCUAAUGGGUUUUCACCGUGGCUACUGGAUUGAAUUAAUUGAAAUGCCCCGUGAUGCUACUCUUGGGAGGUUAUACUGGAAUUGUCGAGGUGAAAUCUCAUUUACAAAGCUGGAAAGCAUGAGUGCGCGAUACCAGGAAGCAAGUAACAUCUUCGACAUCCUGAAUGACGAGUAUUCACAAGAGAACUGGGAGAAUGAAAUGAUAGACAACGACUGGUGACCCUCCAGUGUGGCAUGUGUGUGCCGUUCCCUCCUUGAGGGGGAAUUGUUAUUAUUGGAAUGAAAAAGGAAUUGUCAGAAAGUCAUGCAUCAUUCAUACUCAUCAUUCAAUAAAUUCUGAUACUUUGUGAGCCUA
Molecule: messenger RNA, 939 nt
Organism: Clupea harengus (Atlantic herring)
Lineage: Eukaryota; Metazoa; Chordata; Actinopteri; Clupeiformes; Clupeidae
Product: NEDD4-binding protein 2-like 1
Source: RefSeq, a predicted model, not a curated record